This is a messenger RNA of Malus domestica (apple), 708 nucleotides long. RefSeq names its product protein MKS1-like. Lineage: Eukaryota; Viridiplantae; Streptophyta; Magnoliopsida; Rosales; Rosaceae. The record is from RefSeq and is a predicted model, not a curated record. Gene Ontology annotation, cellular component: nucleus.
AUGAACCCAGCGCCACCAGCAAGGCCUCCUCCAACACCCAAAAAGGAGGUACAACUCCAAGGUCCACGCCCUUCCCCUCUCAGAGUCAACAAGGACUCCGUCAAGAUCAAGAAGCCACCGCCACACCCCCACCCACAUCCACACCCAGCAUACACCCAGCAUCCCCAUCCACCUCCACAGCCGGUGGUGAUCUACUCAGUCUCUCCCAAAGUUAUCCACGCCACAGAAAACGAGUUUAUGUCCUUAGUCCAACGCCUCACCGGCCCUUCCACCUCUCCGCCCUCCUCCUCCGCCGACGGCCUCUCACCGGCUGCAAGGCUCGCCUCCGUACACAAGACAAGCCCUAAUUCUUCAACCUCGGAUUACAACAAGGUCGUGGCCGGCGCCGCCACCACUAGUACUAGCAUUGACGACGACUUCAUGACAAGUAUUUUCAAUAAUCUUGAAGCUCAAGGAGGCGGAGGAGGAGGAGGGUCAGUGCAACUUGACGAAAUGGGUCAAUUUCCGGGCAUAUUGUCUCCGGCGCCAGCGUCUCUGCCGGCGGUCCCAAGUGGGUUAUUCUCACAUCAACAUCAGCAUGACGUCAUAAGCAGCCCAAUGUUUAAUAAUUGGAUGGGGAUGGCCAAUAGCCCUGGGCCGGCUUCUGCUUUGGUUUCUCCCAGCCCCUGCUCAUGGGACCUCUUCAACCAUUUCUUACACUACGUUUGA